Lutra lutra (Eurasian river otter) is the source of this 10655-nucleotide messenger RNA. RefSeq names its product zinc finger protein 652 (gene ZNF652). Lineage: Eukaryota; Metazoa; Chordata; Mammalia; Carnivora; Mustelidae. Gene Ontology annotation, biological process: regulation of transcription by RNA polymerase II. The transcript is spliced from 6 exons. The record is from RefSeq and is a predicted model, not a curated record. Gene Ontology annotation, molecular function: RNA polymerase II cis-regulatory region sequence-specific DNA binding; DNA-binding transcription activator activity, RNA polymerase II-specific. Gene Ontology annotation, cellular component: nucleus. The coding region runs from base 759 to 2591 and encodes 610 amino acids.
CAGUCGCGGCUGCGCCCCUUGCAACAGCCCUUCCUCCGCCGCCCGCCGGGCUGGCCGGGGUUCGGGCGCCGGGUUAACCCUUCGCCGAGGCAGCUGCGUGCACUAGGCCGGAGCAGCCCCCAUCCGGCGGGGAGGCCCGGGGCGCUGCGCUCCCCUGGUCGCGAGCUGGGGCCGGGGGCGCCUGCUUCUGCUCCUUCGUUCCCUCGCUCCCGGACCCGGGCCGGGCUCCAGUUUUGCAGAGAGCCCGCUCGCCCAGAGGCCCGAGGGGAAGCUGGGGUUGCCUGGGUUAGCGGGCCGAGGAAGAUUUGCACCGGUCCUCCUUCGAGCAUUCCCCUGCCCUGCAACUGGCAGCUUGCACCCGUUGCCUCCCCAGCCCUGCGGUUGCGCCCAAACCUCCAACCCCUGGGAGUAUUGUGCCGCCCGAGAUAAAAUGCAUCGGUGUAUACCCGUCCGACACUCACCCCAGAGGAUAAGAUGGUCCAAGUCAUCUGCAGCUCUCCUCAAAAGAAAAGUCAUUAGUGCUCUGCUCUUGCCAUCAUACCAAACCUUCUGACUUACGCUUUGGUGCUGCCACACUGGAAGAAUUGCAUACAGCCUCCAGGAACACCUUUUUUUUUUUUCUUCUUUUCUUUUUUUUUUUUUUUUUUUCAUUUGAGUGAUUCUUUGUGGAUGGAAAAAGAUUGGAGUCUUAAUAAUUACCCUGUUUUGAAGCGAUUUCUCUACAGUCUGAACUGCGUCCUCCCUCGGGCCCCUGACCCAUGAGCCACACAGCCAGCUCUCGGCAGGGGCUGGGGGACAGCUGCACCGUGCCUGCAGCAGGAAUGGCACAGGAAGACAACCGUCGUGCUCCAGUGCCGCCUGCCUUUUAUCAUGGUGCCAACCAAGAACUUGACCUGUCCACCAAAGUGUACAAAAGGGAGUCAGGAAGUCCUUACUCGGUGUUAGUGGACACCAAGAUGAGUGCGCCGCAUCUCCACGAAGCGGAGGAACAGCCGUAUUUCAGGGAACCAAGGGCAGUGUCUGACGUGCGCGCUGUCAAAGAAGACCGGGAGAAUUCUGAUGACACGGAAGAGGAGGAGGAGGAGGAGGAGGAGGAAGUCUCUUACAAAAGGGAGCAGAUCAUAGUGGAGGUAAACCUUAAUAAUCAAACAUUAAAUGUAUCUAAAGGGGAAAAGGGUGUCUCUUCUCAGUCCAAAGAGACUCCUGUUCUUAAGACAAGCAGUGAGGAGGAGGAGGAGGAGAGUGAGGAAGAAGCCACCGAUGACAGCAAUGACUACGGCGAGAACGGAAGGCAGAAGAAGAAGGAGAAGACAGCGGAGAAGGCCAGCGUCACCCAAAGGAGAACCAGGAGAGCUGGCUCUGUGGCUGCGGCAACCACGUCCCCGACUCCCAGGACUACGAGAGGGAGGAGGAAGAGCGCAGAGCCGCCCAAGCGUAAGAAGCGGGCCGCCAAGGAGCCCAGAGCGCCUGUCCAGAAAGCUAAGUGCGAAGAGAAAGAGACUCUGACCUGUGAGAAGUGCCCCAGGGUGUUUAAUACGCGCUGGUACCUGGAGAAGCACAUGAACGUUACUCACAGGCGCAUGCAGAUUUGUGAUAAGUGUGGCAAGAAGUUUGUCCUGGAAAGUGAGCUGUCCCUUCACCAGCAAACAGACUGUGAAAAAAAUAUUCAGUGUGUUUCCUGUAACAAAUCAUUCAAGAAACUCUGGUCCCUUCAUGAGCACAUCAAGAUCGUCCAUGGAUAUGCAGAAAAGAAGUUUUCCUGUGAAAUUUGUGAGAAGAAAUUCUAUACCAUGGCUCAUGUGCGGAAACACAUGGUUGCACACACGAAAGACAUGCCAUUUACAUGCGAAACCUGUGGAAAAUCGUUCAAACGCAGCAUGUCUCUCAAGGUGCACUCCUUGCAGCAUUCUGGAGAGAAGCCCUUCAGAUGCGAGAACUGUGACGAGAGGUUCCAGUACAAGUACCAGCUGCGCUCCCACAUGAGCAUCCACAUCGGCCACAAGCAGUUUAUGUGCCAGUGGUGUGGCAAGGACUUCAACAUGAAGCAGUACUUCGACGAGCACAUGAAGACACACACUGGAGAGAAACCCUUUAUCUGUGAAAUCUGUGGCAAAAGCUUCACCAGCCGCCCCAACAUGAAGAGGCACCGCCGAACUCACACAGGCGAGAAGCCCUAUCCGUGCGACGUGUGUGGCCAGCGGUUCCGCUUCUCCAACAUGCUCAAGGCCCACAAGGAGAAGUGCUUUCGGGUGACCAGCCCCGUGAACGUGCCGCCUGCUGUCCAGAUCCCACUUACGACGUCCCCGGCCACCCCAGUUCCGUCUGUGGUGAACACCCCCGCCACCCCCACCCCUCCGAUCAGUAUGACUCCCGUGAGCACUCUCCCCCCGCGGCCCAUCCCCCACCCCUUCUCGCACCUCCACAUCCACCCACACCCCCACCACCCACACCACCUCCCCAUCCCUCCGGUCCCCCACCUCCCCCCGCCUCCAGCUCUCUUUAAGAGCGAGCCCUUAAAUCACAGAGGCCAGGGUGAGGACAACUUCCUGCGGCACCUGGCCGAGAAGAACAGCUCAGCGCAGCAUCACUAACGCCCUUCUCCCCCCGUGCGUUGUCCGCGAGCCGAGCGCCCGCGUGCCGGUCCGUGGAGACGGGGCUGGCGGGCUCUUCCCGAGCUGUCAGACCCCCCGGCCUCCGCGGAGAGCCGCUCGUGGUCCGGGCGAGCCGCCGCGCCCGAGGGGGUGAACGCCAAGACUACCUUGAGCUCGCGGAGGGAACGGUCAUCCAAACCAGGGGAACCACCGAACUAAAGGCCACUUGGCUGGCAUUUUCUGGUGACUUUUAUAAAUUUCAAAUACUUAGACUUGUGGAAUUUUAUAAUUUCCUAUCAGCUGAUGAGGUAUGCCUGCUUUUAUAUCCCGGACUUCUCCUCAAAGAGGGGACAGGCCUGGUUUCCUUUGUACUAAUCGGGAAGGCUGUGAGAUUAACCCAGAGCAUUAAUUGUAUCACUGUGUAUCCGAACAAAUUCUUUUCAGCUUUUGGUGCUGGCUUCGCCACGGAGCCGGCCGUCUUUCCCAGUCUAUCCAGCAUUAGAGAGAAAGACGGGAAGUUUCUUCUUUGUGUAGCUCUCCUAACGCACUCUUUAUUUUACUACAGAAAUUAUUUUAGAGUUUUUGUAUAGACUUCUUUAGUGGUCUGUUUCUAAAAAUGAAAUGUAUUUCAAUAAGCGGUGUAAUUUUUUCAGUGUAGCUGGGCCUAUGUUGUAAAAUAGAAAAAAAAAUUUUUAUAAUCAGCAAAAUGUGAUUCUUAAAGAUGCGUAUAACUUCUAUAGUUCAAAGUUAUUCUUACAUCCGUACAACUCAAAGGUGCUUCAGAGACUAGCUGUAUCCGAGAGGGUCUCCAGACGCCAGGUUUCUGCCCGAGGACGUUCUGCUUUCAGAUCUCCGCCCCACACUCAAGUGUGAGUGCAUUAGGCUCGCUGACAUGCCCCUUCCCGUCCUCCGCGUUUCACUUGGUGGGGUCACCACGAUAAAGGGAACGAUUUGCAGGGAGUCGCCUCUUUCCCCGGGGAAGUCACCCAAAGCUUUUGCGGGUUUUAAAAACCCAAGUCAAGCUGUUCACCAUCAGGAGGAGGAAGCAGUGGGGUUGUGUGUCCUGAGUCCUGUCUGUUUCUCACUGUCCCCGGGGCUUGCCCGUGUUCCACCUGUGGCGAGGACGAGUGGAAGUCUCACGAUACACUGCUCGUUUUGAGGUUGCUGUGUUUUUCUAGAAUUGUUGUGGCAAGAUAAAAAUAGUACACUAAAAUCACAAACGUGAUGUUGCUGACGGGAGCUGAGAAGUUGGGAUGAGAACAAAUUGUGAGUUUUCAAAUAUGUCUCUUCACCGGCUAUAUCCACAACCUCGAGCUGUUCUCUCACAGUUUAAGUUGUAGCGAGGGAAAGAAAACUCCUGCAUUUUGCUGCCCUGUUCUCUGCAGAUAAUUAUGUGACAGCAGUGUCCACAGGUGGUGAGGGCAGCGUCUCUAAUGCCUGUAAGGCAGGCUAUUUUUCCAGGUUUGGGAAGCUCCACAAGAGCACGAUCGAUCAGGAGCUUGUAUAGGAAAGGCUGAAGAGAAGGGCUAACCUAUUGCUCGUCUUUAACUGAUCCGAUUUCUCUAGACUCAGUCAAUAUAGCUGAAAAUUGUGUUUUUUGGUUUUGGGUUUUUUUGUUUUUGUUUUUUUUUAAUCUCAGAGAACUGAGUUCCAAAGCUAGAUCUGCGCUCUCUCUCUCUCUCUCUCCCUCUCCCUCUCCCUCUCUCCCUCUCUCUGUCCCUCUGUGUUUUUAAUCUGGACAUUUCUUCAUUUUUCUUUCCUCAGGUGCUUAGAUCAUUGCCUAAAUCAGAACCCUGGCUUUUAUUUAUUUUUAAUAUUAAAUGUGCAGAUAUGCCUCAAGCACUUUUCUGGCUGAUUAGCUCUGUGGUAGGAAAAAAUGGAACUCUCAAGUGAGGUCAAGACCCUAUUUUGUAAAUACCACAUUCUCUACUAGGUUUUUGGUUUUAAAUUUCCUCACUUUUUCCUUCUGAUUAUUGCCUUUCAUUCUAUGAUGAGCAUAGGAAAAUUUUGGAAUGAGGCAGAAAAGUAUCCGAAGACCUACUUUUCUUCCUGUUUGUGGAUGUAAUUUCUAAAGAAUGUUAUUUUAAAUCUUUGUAUACGGUUUUUGGACACCCAGGUACCCAAACCAGUAAGGAAAGUUAAUUUCUUGUUUGUGACCGUUAUAAAGUGGUUGCCUCCCUUUACUUCAUACUCUCCUUCCCACUCCAUUGACAGGUUUGUGGAUGGAUCGACACCUUCAUGUAGACAUGUCAUCACUUAAUGGCCAAGCCUAUCAUAUUAAGAUGGUUUUUUUAAAGGUGUUAAUUGGUUGCAGUACCUUAUUUUGUUCUACAUACAUUUACCGUUUUGGGCAACAAUUCUGAAUUCUAGACUUGAGACCAUGGAAUCAACUAUUUUAUGAAGUGCGCUAUCAUUAUACACUGGAAAAUUCAGGUAGUCAUAUUUGAUUUUUUAACCCAAGCGAAUAUAGCCAUAAGAAAAUGCCUGCUACAUAGGAAAACCAGUAUUAAGCAAAUAAUCACCACCACCCUUAACAGAAGCAAAAAAAAAAAAAAAAAAAAAUCAAAAAAAAUUUUUUAAUCAGCAUCAUCACAUAAUACAUUUCACAGUGAAAUGUAUUGUGGAACAAUGUGGAAGCUUCUAAUUUUUUUUUUUUUUAACCCUAGAUAAGCAUACCUUCCCUGACCUGGGGUUUGUGGUCUUCAAGAACACUGCUCAGAACACAAUGACUCCUCAUCAGUGUCAUAUCACAUAUAAAUAAGGAAAUGCAUUAAGAAUAUUUGCAACAUUCAUGCUUCUGAACCCAAGAACUGCAGGAUUAAGCCUUAAACAUAUAUGUGCAUCAGGUUGAACGUGCUUAAGACUCAAACUCAGGGUUGGAAAUCUGAUUAGCGUCCUUCACUAAGAUGAGAGUUGCAUUCUGGUGUGUUCCCUCCAACAGCGAGCACAGCUCCCUGUGACUUGAGAACUUCAUGCCUGCUUGCUAUCUGUUCAUGAAAAAAAGAACCAUGGAGGGGUUUGAGUUCCCAGCCCUUACCUGACCUUUGUCUUUUAAAGACAAACCAAGGCCACAUUUCAGCGUUAUAUAGAUAUCCAAUUGAGGCUCUUUUCUCAUUAUUUAAUUUUACUGUCUCCAAAGGCUUCUAUUGUUGGUAGGGUUAAGGCUUACUGGAGGAACAUUCCCCAAGGACUUUCUUGAGUUGACAUUACUUUUUUUUUUUCUUUUCCUUGUUCUAUUCUUUUCUCAUAGAUUUAGCAUUCAGAUAUAAACUCUUCCUUAGCCUUAAUGAAAGGCUGCUUGGUGCUUUCUCAAAUCGAGCCAGGUAGGCUCAUCCUGAGUUAGAUUUUUUUUUAAUUUGAAUGAAAAAAAUAAGAUGAGCAGUUUAAAGGCACGUGGCUUCAUUUCCGUGUAUAUUUGUGAUUUGAUUCUUACUUUUUAGCAAGCAGGGAGGCUCCACAUAAGACUUUAUGGGAGUUCUGAGAAAUCUUUGCAAAUCAGUUAUUUUACUUCCACAGUCUACCGUUUACGUGAAUUGCUCUAAAUUAUUGACUGAGCAUGCCAUGACCGUGGUUGUACGAUUUUUUUAAAAACUACCUUUGUUGGAAGUACCUUUUCAUUUGUGGUUAGAAGGAUCCCUGUAAUUUGAUUGUCCCUAGGAAACUAACUGAAGGCAAAAGCACGCUGAAGAGAUGCUUGUCGACUUUGAAUUUUCUAGUUCUUGAAAUUGUUUUCAGUUCUUCUGUUUGUCGAAUGGAUAUGUGUGUUUCUCUUUUACAUCACUGGAGGUUUUACAUUUUGAGAAGAUCAGGCAGAAAUAGAAAUCCGUUGCCGAUGGUUAUUUAUUUUCCCCAUCUUGCAGAUUUCAGUCAGUGAAACAGAGUGGUAGGUGGGAUGUUACUGUAAAAGAGAAGAGGAAGAAGAAGGGAGAAGACAAAAGUUAGGGGAAACCCUUCCGUUUGAGCUACUGUGUAGAAGAGACAACUUGUAUGACAUUGCUGAGCCACAUGGUGAACAUUUCCAUGCUGUUCUAGACGGUACGGGAAGUGGUUCCUAAAAAGGGGGAUAAGUUUCACUUAAGAAUUUUAGCAACUAUUCUACCGUGACAAAAACCCGCUCUCUUGGAAUCCUUCAGACGAUAAAGUUGAGCAAAUAGAUAACGGGUUUUAAUUUCUUUUUGCCUAAACCAAGAUAGGAAAUUUCCCAAAAGACCAUUUCUUUUUAGGAAUGAAAGGUCAUUAAGCCACUGGAGAGAGUGGCAUUUUUAUGCAAUAAGAACAACUGAACUCCCCUGCUCCUGUCAUCUGUAGCACGUGUACUCAAUGACAAUGGCCUUCCAGCCCUGGACACUACCUCGAUAAAGCAAACCAGAGAUCCUCCCCACACUUUCUAUGGAAGCCAUAAAAGUUGCCAUCAAUAUGUCCACUUUCAUAGUUCUCUACUUUUAUACUCUCUAGACUUUUUAUAGACUCUAUGAUCAGAUCUUUUUGUCUUAGAGGAUAGGUUUUGCAAGAUUCAAAGGAAAAGCAAACUCCCUGGUUGUCCCAACUUUGAAGCCUUAGCUUCAGUAAAUUUGUCUAAAGAACCAGAUAAUGUGCCAUUUAUCCGAUUCUUGAUUUGAAGUCACAGCUGUUUUGCAGAGUGGCAUAUCCGGAAAACAGACUUCUCUUUCUUAUUCCCUAAGCAGAAACUAUAUUUGUUGUAAGAAGCUACUUAUAAAGUGGAUUUCUACUACCUUGUUACUCUAUGUAUUCCUCGAUAAUAUAUGUAUUGUCACAACGUUCCUGGAGUUGUGUUUAUUUCCUUGUGACAGAUAAGUGAGUCCACACUUCCCCCCACCCCCACUGACCCCCCUGUUAAGCUCACUGCAGCUCAGUCUUUCACUCUGUUCUUGAGUGCCUUCAAAAAGCCAGCAUCCCGGAACAUUCUUUCCCUGGUCUGAAUCCUACCUCUGAUUAUUUCAUUCUCCUGAGUAUUGGACGUCUCCCUUAUUAUUCCCGUUGGUUUGGCUCUACAAAGUAGCUAGACCCUUGGAUGGGAAUUCCGGACCUAUUCCCAUUCUGUUUCCCCAUGUCACUUUUAAAUGACAUUUUAUGCUUUUGCUCCGAUCUUAUUUCUGGACCUACUCCAUCGCUAAUGACGAAAGAUUUUAUCCUUAUUCCUCGUUCUCUUUCCUUUCACCAGAAACGAGAUGUUCCUUUAAAAAUGAAAGGUCACUGAGCACCUCUUUUGAACACCUUCUUCUCAUGGUGGAUCUCCCUGAAUGCCUCCCCUUCCUGAUGAAGGGACCCCGAAUGCUGCUGUUGCCGUGCGCUGCUCCUGCAUGCCCUCUCUCUUCCAGAAACAUUCCGGAAGAUUAUACCCAUAAUUCUAGUGGAGUCAGAUGAAUCUGAAAUUGCUCUCUGGGUUAAUCAGAAGUCCUUUACUGGUUGUCGACCUGCCUCUCUCAUCUGCCUGUCCCUCAGAAACUUCCAGUUACCUUCUUUUCUACUUGUUCUCAUCUCAUUAAUUUUUAAAGUGUGAUUGAUACAUGACAUAUGAAGGAUGUAAUAAAAAGGGGGUUGCAGUGCGUGUUCUCCAUGUGACAGGAACACCUUCUUGAUAAGCCGUUGUAGCACUCGGCUCAUCUUUCACAGUCAGAACUGACGUGUGUGGUGUCAUGCGGGUUCCUUGCUUCUGUUCGGUUCUCCUCCAACACUGAAGACAAAUAGAACUCUUUAAAAUGAGGAACUUGGGUUGCAUUUUCUUUUCUUCACGUGAAUGAAAGUUAUUAAGUUGAGUAUUUGGGUCUUAGUCAAUAAUUGUUCCUUUCUCACCCAAAAUGCCAUGUCCCUUCUUCUUAACGUUAAUAAUACUAAUACUCAGGUUUUCAAGACUAAUAACCACACAAUGUGGGAGUCCAUGAAGGCAGCUGUUAAUAAAUUCCUAACCCUUUUUGCCUGGCGACAGUAUGUUAAUUGGUGAGAUAGUGCAAAAUUGUGAGAAUUGGUUAUGCUUGAUGAUGAAUAAAUUCAAGAUGUCCGAAGGCCUCCCUGCCCGUUUGAAAUCAAAAGGCCAGUCUACAGAAUGCAAAAAAAAAAAAAAAAGCAGACUACAGAAAUAAGUAACAAGAGUUUCGUGGCUUAAAUCCUUUCCACUUUCCUUUGCCUUGAUGGUCCCUGUUACUGACCUAGAAGUUUGCCUCUUUUCUUGGAACCGGCUCCCUAAAGUAACUACUUUGAAACAUGUGGCUUCUCCCUGAAGUCACAGGCAGUUCAGCAGGUUGGGGAGAGGCAUGGUGGCCUCACACUCAGGGGAGCCACAUCCCUGAGACAGACUGUUGGCUUGUUCUAUGUCUUCUAGGAUCGGGUGUGCUUGGUAUCAAAGGGCCCUGAGAAGUGUCCCCUCUACUUUCUAGUUCCACAUUCCUUUCACGCUAUUCGAGCUUCUCCGGUGAGAUAUCAGGGAUGUUACAGACUACCUAACAAUUUGGGGGACACGUAGGAAAUGGGAAUGGGGCAAGAAGGGGCGGAAGCCGCAUUUUGCUUCACUUCAGAAGGAAAUUUAAUCCUCGCAUUUGCUGGUUUGGGUCAGCCGGAGAGCCUCUCUCUGACUCGGAUGUGCCAAAGAGCCCAGUUGUUUCUGAAUCUCCUGCCCGCCCUGAGCGAACCCGGCAUCUUCCCUGCCUGUCUUUCACAGGGGAGCAGGGACCAUGUGAUCAGAAGGGCAGAAACGUCAUGUCACAUCACAUCCUGCAGAGGACUCAAGGCUGCGCUUAACUGCAUUUGAAAGUUGGGAAAUAUUUUAUUCUUUUAGAAUCUCUUAACACUCCCUUUCUGUGCAUGAUGACCCAACUUGUUAGUUUUUUUCUAAAGGGAAAAAGAGACUGUGGCAUGAUUUAGGUGUUUACUCCUAAAGAUGUAUCCCAAAGGACAGAUCUGCAGCCUCUGAAAAUCGGCGGAAUGCCUCUCCAUCUUCCAUCGGUCUCCGUCCGCAUUUUUUCCCUGUCUGGGCAUGGGCGGUGUGAUUCUCUUCCAUCCGCAGUACUGGCUCUGUCCACAAGAGAGCAACAAAGUCCUUUAGCUUCUUUAUUCUCAAACUUAGGAAGAGCCCGCUUUUAAGUCGAAUAUCCUCUCCGGGCUCUGGGCUUGGUGCAUUUUUAAGACAUUCUCUCUUAUUGCUAAGUCCAGUAGUUGCUCAGCCUUCAGGAUGCAAAUAAAGACAGGCGAGUGGGUCACAGGUCCUUGUGGGUCAGGCAUCUUAAUGAGCUGCUUUAAACUACAGUGCCCCGAGAUGGAAAGCUUAGGACUCUCCUUUGGGGGCUCGGUUGCACAGAAGGACGGCAGCCCUGAUUGCUUCUUUCUCACACACCCCACCAGCAGCGCGGGAUGACCACAUCUCAGAGGCACCAGCAGCGGGGCCGACUCCAGAGUAGGAAAGAGGAAAUGCUUCUCCCCUCCGCUCUAGGGCAGGUCUGGUAGGCCUGGGAGCAAGUCCUCGGGGGGUCCAAUCCUGCAUCCUGACACAUGGGAGGUCCCCAGCUCCAGCUGCUUCUCCAGGCUGGAAUUCAGGGUGUUGUUCCCUCUCUGUCCAGGACUUUGUCCUGUAGCUCCUGACCUUCAUGGGCACUCUGACCACGAGGUUUGCUGUACUCCCGGCAACAUCUUCCUCACAGUGAGCCUGCUGGUCCUGAGGGCAGACCCCCCCUAUCGUCACUGUUUACCCCCUAGGGGCAGGGGGCAUUGGCACCCGGAAUGGGCUUCUUUAACCAGAUCCCUGCAUGGCUCCUUCCCCACUACCCCCAGCCCCAGCCAAGUCCGACCCACUCCCACAGGUGACAAAUAGCAAAACCGAAGCUGUGAUUGGUUGAGGGAACAGGCGGCCAGGUGUGUAACUUGUUCAUUUUUCUUUUCGUUGUCCCCAACAGUACUGAAAUCACUUGCACUUUUCCUCAUUUCUUAAAGGAAAGAAAAUCCCGUUUGCUUGCCAGGAAUUGUUUAGCGUUAGGUUUACAAAGCUCGUUGUUGAAUGUUGAACAUUUGUCCAAAGGAGUUUGACAAAAACAGAAGCUGCUUGGUCCCCGUUCC